Messenger RNA from Rhizoctonia solani, 1509 nucleotides. RefSeq names its product triacylglycerol lipase. The transcript has 4 exons. The record is from RefSeq and is a predicted model, not a curated record. NCBI's taxonomy places the organism in Eukaryota, Fungi, Basidiomycota, Agaricomycetes, Cantharellales, Ceratobasidiaceae. Bases 1 to 1509 code for a protein of 502 amino acids.
AUGGAUAAUACCACUCCAACUCCACCCAAAUCGAACGAUCCGAAGCCCCGAAUUUCGCUUUCUGAGAGACUUGGAAGCCUUAUCCCAGACUCACGUAUUGACGGCCUCCCUAAUAACUCAGACCAGCCACGAGAGAAUAGUGCUAAGCAGAACUCUCAUGAUGCCAAACUAGCAAUCGACACUACUAGGCUUGAAAGGACACUUCCCGCUCAUGUGACCACACCUGCUACAGGUUCACCCAAUCACACUCCAGCAACCACUACAACGACCAAGAGCAGACUAUCGCCCAACGAAGCAGCCAAUCAAACGGGCCGAGUACAAAUCACCUACGCACCAUCCAUCGAAUCUCUCCAGGACGCGCUUUCCGACGACCUUACCUCUUCAGUACACCAUAAAUCAUCUUCAGCUUCACCGACUUCAUCUGCCAUGCCACCCACGUUUUUAUCAUCAAGAACACCUCGGUUUCUUGAUAGCCUCGCACGAAAUACUAUGCCAACUGCCUCUUUGUCAGUACCACCAAAAGCGUAUUUGCACACUCCAAUUCCAUCUCCCUUCCGCGAUACAGCACGAGCCACUGCACAAACCGAGGCGCUACUAAACCCGCCUGUUGCAGCUUCACAAAGCAAUCUUGCAUCAAAACGCUCUGAGAGCCCUCUGAAGGCACCGACGUUUUUAGGGCCUACCAGGUCAUCAAUUGAUUCUCUUCGAGGUACCUUACAGCGAUCAGACUCUAUGCAUACUAGUGCGUCUCAAAAUAAGGGGUUUGCUAGUUGGUGGUUCGGAGACAACAAGAAGGAUGUCGAUAAGCUGCUAGAUGAGUCCGAUCGUGCCGAAACAGCUGAACAAGAACGAGAUGGGUUCCGUAGUAAAUACCUUACCCCACACAAUCCAAUCGUUUUUUGCCACGGCCUUUUUGGAUUUGACACGAUUACUCUGGGCCCGUCCUUCGCUCCUCUCUCCAUACCUCAUUGGCGCGGAAUAUCUGAGGUCCUUGCUGCUGCUGGGGCUGACGUUCUCGUCACUCGUGUGCCGGCUACUUCAGCGGUUCCGAACGCGCAGCUGUUCUUCGUAAGAAGAUAUCCGAAGUCUAUCCCGGUCGAGACAUCCACCUCAUUGGACAUAGUAUGGGCGGGCUUGACUGCCGGCGGAGAAUACCGGCGCGAGGGAGGUCCUGAACGAAUGGCCGACGAGGCAGAUAAAGCCGCGCUGGCCGCCGAGCUGAAACGCAAAGGUUUGCCUCCCUUCCGAGUACUAAGUGUCACAACGAUCGCGACCCCUCACCGUGGCUCUGCCUUUGCCGAUUACUUCUUAUCGACAUUGGGUCGUCAAAACAUCCCUGGGUUUGUCUCUUUGAUGGAGAAACUUCCAAUUGGCGGUGGAGAUGGCAAGGCAUUUGAAUCGUUAACGCUUGACAGUAUGCGCAAGUUCAACGAAGAGACACCUGAUGAUCCGAACGUACAUUACUUUAGCUGGGGUUCCAAAUUUGAACCUGGAGUAUUUGAUGCUUAG